Molecule: messenger RNA, 870 nt
Organism: Uncinocarpus reesii 1704
Lineage: Eukaryota; Fungi; Ascomycota; Eurotiomycetes; Onygenales; Onygenaceae
Exons: 1
Coding region: 1-870 (289 amino acids)
Biological process (GO): spliceosomal complex disassembly
Cellular component (GO): U2-type post-mRNA release spliceosomal complex
Source: RefSeq, a predicted model, not a curated record
AUGAAACUUAGCAAAAAAUCGCCCUUCCCUACACAGGAGUCGGGGCCUACUUCUAUGACCGCCGAUGAUGGGGUUGACUCCGGGGUGAUCAUCCCUAAACGCCCGAGAGCAGGCGUUCUGGGCAGGACUACACCGCGAGGAGCUCCAACAAGCCGACAAUUAUUGAAGGUUCCGGAUCCUAGACAAUUGCAGCCGGAAGAGGCCCCCAUCUACCUCGACAAACAUCAUCUGAGUGGCCAAACCUCGACAUCCUCCUCCCCAUCUGCAUUGCAAACAUGGUCUAAAAUGGAGAAAGGAAAAGAGCAACUCGAGGGGUUAGGUGACGACCAAGAAUACAUAUCAUUGGAGCCUGGGACUGGCGACACUUCGCUUGACCUCAUAGCAAUGAGCUCUAAACCGUCACUGGUAUCGGAUGAUGUUGACUUUGGCGAACAUCUAGGCGAAAUGUCCGCAAUGCCACUGAGCAGGCGUGGAGAACACAAAGAACGAGAGAUGCGCCGUAGAGAAAUUAAGGCAUUAAUUGAUCAAGCAGAAAACAUGUCGUGGGGAGAUGAUUCGGACCAAAGAGAUGAAACAAGUUGCAAUAUGAAGCACAUGGUUGCUAGGACCGAAGGUAUCCGAACACAGGGAGCGCUUGGUCCACAUUCAACUACACCACCGAAAGUUAUUCCAAUUCCAAGCCUACGUACGACUCUCGGGAACAUCGCCCAGGUUGUAUCUUUAGGGGAGGAUUCCAAGCAACAACUUACCAAUAAACUCAAAGAGUUGCAUGAUGAGGAACUCCAAAUUUCUCGGAGAAAAGAGGUGAUAGCAACUCUAUUGAAAGCUGCUGGAGAUACAUAUGAACACCUAGCCCGAACAUGUAAUUAA